Molecule: messenger RNA, 1285 nt
Organism: Protobothrops mucrosquamatus (brown spotted pit viper)
Lineage: Eukaryota; Metazoa; Chordata; Lepidosauria; Squamata; Viperidae
Product: nucleolar complex protein 2 homolog
Exons: 11
Biological process (GO): negative regulation of transcription by RNA polymerase II; ribosomal large subunit biogenesis
Cellular component (GO): nucleolus; Noc1p-Noc2p complex; nucleoplasm
Molecular function (GO): transcription corepressor activity; histone binding
Source: RefSeq, a predicted model, not a curated record
AGGAAGUGCUUGUUCCCACGUUGUUGCAGCUGCGGGGAGAAGCUCCGCCAGCAUGGCUACCACCGCCGCCAAAAGAAGCAAAAAACUGGGUGACUUGAGCGUGGAUGAAUUUUUAACGUCCGGAUUUGAUUCUGAUUUGGAAGAUGAUUUAAUAGAAGAUACUCCAAAUUCUGGGGGAGAUGAGAAAAAAAUGUUGCCUUCAGAACUUGGCAGCAAAAAUAAAUCAGGAGGUAAUUUGAUAACGGUGGAAAGGAAAACAAAGAAGGGUCAUGCUUCAGAGCAUAAAGACCAGCUGUCUCGACUAAAGGAACGAGAUCCAGAAUUUUACAAGUUUCUGGAAGAAAAUGACAAGACUUUGCUCAAUUUUGAUGAUUCUGACAGUUCUGACGAAGAGAAGAACCAUCACGUGUUGCCUGAAAAAUUAGAGGAAGCAACUGAUGAUGAAGAUGAGGAAGAAGAAGAAGAAGAAAAAACAGCUAAGCGGAAAAAAAUGGACUUUAUCACAGUGUCAUUGAAAAUGGUGGAACACUGGAAGGAAGUCGCAGAGAAGAAACUCUCUCCUAAGACCUUCCAUGAAAUCACUCAAGCUUUUAAAGCCUGCGUGGUCACCGCCAAAGGGGAAGCAGCGCGGCCGGAUUCUGGCAAAUUCAAAGUCACGGACAGCACAGUCUUCAACACCCUUGUCUCCUUCUGCGUCCGCGACCUCUUUGUUCUUCUGCAAAAAAUGCUUCAGGUGAAACCUGCAAAAAAUAAAUCAAAGAUAGUCUUGCCUUCCUCCAGCCCGUUGUGGGGCAAGUUACGAUUGGACAUCAAAAUGCACCUGGGCUGCACCAUUCAGCUUCUGUCGUGUUUAACCCAAACCUCAGUAACAACAGCUGUCCUCCAGCACAUCAGUGCCAUCGUGCCUUAUUAUUUGAGCUUUCCCAAACAGUGUCGCGUGCUACUUAAGCAAACGAUUCGACUCUGGAGCACGGGCGAUGAAGUUGUCAGAGUUCUAGCUUUUUUGGUACUCAACAAAAUCUGCCGGUAUAAGCAGGAAGCUUAUUUGCCUUCUGUUCUUAAGCAAAUGUACAUUUCCUACGUCAAGAAUUCGAGAUUCACCUCUCCUAACGCUCUCCCCCUGAUCAACUUCAUGCAACGGACGCUGAUAGAGAUGUACGUUCUGGAUCACUCGGUGUCCUACCAGCAGGCUUUCGUUUACAUCCGCCAGCUGGCCAUCCACCUACGCGGGGCGAUGUCUGUCAAAAAGAAGGAAAACUAUCAGUCAGUUUACAACUGGCAGUAC